CUAUAAAAGCCUGAACCUCCUCGCUGCCCUUUGCAAGAGAUUGUUAUGUUGUAACAAUUGAUCAGCAUUUAUAUUUGAUUAAGAUGGGGCUGUUCCUUCAGAUGUUGAUGGUUUUAGUGAUGAUGGCUUCCGUGCAAGGAUGGCUGCCUCUUGGUUGCUUGGGGGAAGAGAGAAUCGCUCUGUUGCACCUCAAAGAUGCUCUUAACUAUCCCAAUGGCACAUCCCUACCCUCCUGGAUAAAAGGCCACGCCCACUGUUGUGAUUGGGAAAGUAUUAUCUGCAGCAGCAGUACAGGUCGAGUCACCGCACUCGUUCUGACAGCACAAGGAAUCAGGAACUGGGAGAUUGGUCCUUAAAUGCCUCUUUGUUUCUUCCUUUCCAAGAACUCAACGCUCUUUACUUUGUCAGAUAAUCGUAUAGCUGGUUGGGUUAAGAACAAAUUAAGGUAUCUUCCUCCUUAUACUUCUUUCCUCCCAAUAAAAGAUGACGAAGAAAUAUAUAAGAAGAAAAGAAACAGAAGGGGAAAGCUUUUGGAGAAUAUACUGUUCUCUCAACUAUCAUAUUUAGCUAUUUUCAUCAUCCUUGUAUGCAUCACAGAGAGGCAAAAACUGAAGGAAGAUCCUCUCAAUUUCAAUGUUUUGAAUAUUGUGGUUGAAGUAGUCAGUGCAUAUGGAAGUGUAGGGUUUACAACAGGCUACAGUUGUGACAGGCAAACACAACCUAAUAGUAAUUGUGUGAACAAAUUUUAUGGAUUCUCAGGGAAAUGGAGUGAUGAGGGGAAGAUUAUUCUCAUAGUGGUGAUGGUGUUUGGAAGACUUAAGAAGUUCAAUAUGGAUGGUGGCAGAGCUUGGAAACUCUUGUGAUCAUGGAGACAUGGAAAUAUCAGCAAUAUAUAUAGUGUGGCGCCAUGCAUGUUUAUGUAUAUAAUUAAUUAGUCCUCGAAGAGGCAUAAUUAUUCUUCUCUUCUUUCUUUAGGAGAGAGCAGGUAUUCAACAAAGCACAUAAUAUAAAAAUGAAGCAAUUAUUUAGUGUUUUUAA
Molecule: messenger RNA, 1038 nt
Organism: Populus trichocarpa (black cottonwood)
Lineage: Eukaryota; Viridiplantae; Streptophyta; Magnoliopsida; Malpighiales; Salicaceae
Product: probable cation transporter HKT1;4
Exons: 3
Coding region: 357-863 (168 amino acids)
Biological process (GO): monoatomic cation transport; transmembrane transport
Cellular component (GO): plasma membrane
Molecular function (GO): monoatomic cation transmembrane transporter activity
Source: RefSeq, a predicted model, not a curated record